AAACCCUUUUUACUCGGUACCUGGAAGAACUAGGGGAGACGUCGCACCUCAUAAUGACCUGAAACUCAACGUUUAAUCGUUUAGGUCUGUGAGAAGUUGAUAAGUAGGUGUUCCGGUCAUUUCGUUGUGUGUUUGCUAGCUUAACUUACACUAACUUAGCUGCUCGAGUUUGAACAAGUUAUACCGAGAUUGAGACGUCAACAGGUGGAUUUCCCAUUUGCUUAUCCACUAUCGAUGGCCUCAAAAGGGUGGCAGCAUCCUUACGUCAACAUAUUCAAACAUGUCAGAGUUGAAGACUGGAAAAGGUCGACAAAAGAAGGGGAUGUGUCAACAUACACGGACAAGAGGCUUAAGUGUUCAGUGUUCAGGAUCAGGGGUCCUGUUCCUGCCAACAGUUACAUCCACAUACCCAAAAACAGCAACCAGUCUCUGGGACUGACAGGUCGCUUCUUCUACCUUCUCUUCAGGCCCACCCCUGGCAAAUACUUUGUGGUCCACUUGGAUGUUUCUGUGGAGGAGGGUCAGGUGGUCCGAAUCUCUUUUUCCAACAUGUUCAAAGAGUUCAAGUCCACCGCUACCUGGCUUCAGUUUCCUUUUUUGUGCGGAGCUGCAAAGGAUUCAGUCUAUGAAAGCACAGCCAAAUCCACAAGACAUGGUUUGGUGGGUCCAGCUCCCACUUCAGUGCGUUGGACCUGUCUGAUGCUGGAUCUGCAGGACACACUUUCUGUCUACCUCAACCGCUGCUACAGUCAUCUAAAGAGCAUUAAACUCUGUGCCAACAUGGCAGUGAAAAACAUGUUUACCAGCGACCUGCUGCUAGAUCCAGGAGUGUCCUUCAGUGAGGCCAGACUAAAGGGUCUGGCCUCCUGUCAGGGAACAGGUCCCAUACCCAGAGACAUGUCAUUUCCUGUGCCCAAGGGAGGCUCCUGGCAUGACCUCUAUGAUUAUAUCAGGUUUCCCUCAGAGGGAACAAAGUUACCCUUUGACGCCAUUCAAAAAUGCAAUCCCAGGCCUGAGGCUGGUUGUUUGUCUAAUCAAAGAAGCCCCACGAGAGAAGAGUCUCGCUCUGUCAGCCUCAGCAAACCAGUUCAGGACCGUGUGUCCCUCAUCCAGCAGAUCACCACUCCAAAAUCACUCCCCAGGAAUCAAACUCCUGUGGUGACCAACAUACCAGAGCUUGGCGUAGUUUCCACCCACCAGAGUGAUGACUGGCUUUGCCAUGAUAAUGACCAGCAUCACCAUGAGUCCCCGUGCUGCAGUUCACAGCAGUUCACAUCCAGGUCUCCCUGGAAUACAGAUGACGGGGGAGUUCAUGUGCACGUUCAUACUGAGGAGGGCUUCAGCAAACAUGAGGAGGAAAGUGAAGAAGAGUUGGUUUGCACUCCAGUUCCACGUCCGAUCCAUCUAACAUCGUCCAAAGAAACCAGACAGCAGAAGCUGCUCCCAGACCCGAUUCUCAGGCUCAAUCGAAUCAUUGGCUUUGGAGGAGCCACUACUAAAUGUGCCCUAUGGACCAAAUCGGGGGAUGCAGUGGUGUAUCCGUGUCAUGCAAUUAUCGUCUCUAUGAAGAUAUCCUCUAACCAGCAGAGAUUCUUUAUCGGCCACACUGAUAAGGUAUCUGCACUGGCUUUUAAUGGCAACACAACACUGCUGGCCUCAGCACAAACUGGCAGUCACAGUGUAGUUCGAGUGUGGAACUACCAUAAAGGGAACUGUCUGGCUAUGUUUAGGAUUCAUGCGCACUCUUUAUCCUCUCUUAGCUUUUCAUAUGGUGGAGGUAUUCUCUGUGGAGUGGGUAAAGACAGUCACAGCAAAACAAUGGUGGUGGUGUGGAAUACUCUGAACGUUAGUAAAGGCGGAGAGGUGACCAUUUUAGCCAAAGCACACACAGAUGUGGACAUUCACACCAUGAAGGUUGCCGUCUUCGAUGAUACCAGGAUGGUGUCAUGUGGUCGUGACAAUGUUCGCCUGUGGCGAGUGAGGAAUGGGACGCUGCGUUCCUGUCCAGUCAACCUGGGUGAAUACCACUCACUUGACUUCACUGAUGUGGCCUUUGAGGAGGGAAACUCCAACCAGCAUCUUGAUGAUCGAACACUAUAUGCCAGCAGUCGAAGUGGCUACAUCUUUGAAAUAGACUACAGCAGAGUUAUUAUUAGAAAUGUCAGGAGGCUGUUGCCUGCACAGCAGCAGCAUAAAAACCGCAGGGAGAAAUUGACUUUUAACACAGGUCCAGGCAUUGCCAUCAACAGCAUCAGUGUGUCCUCAUCAUUUUGUGCUACGGGCUCAGAAGACGGCUUCUUGCGACUUUGGCCCCUUGAUUUUUCUGCCGUUUUCCUUGAGGCUGAGCAUGAGGGACCUGUGAGCCUGGUGUCGGUCUCAUUAGACAGCCUUCAGGUCUUGGCCGCCACCUCUACCGGUAACCUUGGUUUCCUUGAUGUGAGCAGCCGUGGUUACAACACACUGAUGAGGUCACAUACAGACACUGUGCUCGGCUUCAGUGUGGAUGGCAUCCGUCGACACCUCACAACAGCCUCUUCCGAUGGCACAGUGCGCAUUUGGAACAUGGAUUCCUUGCAUCAGUUGUAUGAUUUUGUGUCAGAAGACAGUCCCUGUUCAGUGGCCUUCCAUCGCAGCGAGCAGGUCUUCUCUUGUGGCUUCAGCUCCGGCAUCGUCAGAGUCUUCGACAUCUCCAGUGCCAAACUGCUGGCUGAACACAAGCAACACAGAGGAGAAGUGGUGGGUCUUGCCUUUUCUCCGGAUGGGGAGUUCAUGUACAGUGCUGACUCAAAGGGCUCUCUGGCACUUUACAACGCUUCUGAGGAAGAACACAGUGUGAUCAGAGUUGUGUGUAAUGUGGUGGCCCGAGGCACUGAGCGUUCUCCAGACGCUCUCACAGUGAGCAGUGACAGCCGCUGCCUGGCUUUUAUUGGUCCCUCGGAUUACAUUGUCACCAUCGCUGACUCCCAGUCUCUGGAUGAGUUGCUCCAUGUAGAUGUGAGUAUUUUGGACAUACAAAGCACCCGUCUCGAUUCUGCACUGAGGGUCUGCUUCUCUCCGGCCUCCACUGAACAUUUGUUGGUCGCCACAUCUGCUAACAAGAUCCUCUGGGUUAGCACCAAGACAGGACGUCUGCUCCGAGAGGUGUCUAAGGUGCACAAACACCAGUGCUCGUCACUCGCUGUGAGUGAGGACAGUCAGUUCUUGCUGACAGCAGGACACAACGCUCUCAAAGUGUGGGAUUAUAACAUGCAGCUUGAUAUCAACUCACAGAUGUUCAUAGGCCACAGUCAGCCGAUCCGCCAGUUGAGCUUCACCCCUGACCAGCUGGGCGUGGUCUCAGUGGGAGAUGCCAUAUUCCUUUGGGACUUCUUGGCACAUCCUGUUGACUCUUUGACUGACAACUGUUCACCUCUCAGAGAAAGCUGCAUCUCAGCUCCUAAAUCAGUUCACCCAGAGGCUGAAGUGAGUGGAGUUCGGCUGUCCAAUGGAAUGCCUCGCCAGACAGCGCCCCUCCCCUCAUCACCACCACCACGACUGGAUGUCAGCACCCUUGACCAAGUUGACCAGGGGGGUUUGGGCUCCUUGUUGAUUUGUGACGGCACCCAGACUCUCCCAACCGCCAUAGUUCCAGCCACUAGCUCAGGUCCUUCCUCUGACCCUAGACCUGCUGCCUCUUUCCUCAAAGUCACAGAGCUGGUCAACACAGCAGCCUUGAAUCAAAGUCAUAUGGACACUGCUGAGUUGAAAGGGAAGAUGCCAGUACGUCCCGAUUGUUACAGGCACUUCAUCCCACGUUUCAAGUACUCCACUCUUGACCAGGCUGCUGUGGCUCCCCAACCAGGAGAAGAAGGCAUAAAGCUGAAAGCAGUGAUUGGCUACAAUGGCAAUGGGCGUGGCAACAUGGUGUGGAGCCCUGACCAAGGCUUAUUUGCAUACUCGUGUGGCUGUGUGGUGGUGGUGGAGUACCUUCAUACGGGAAGUCAGAGACACCUGCAGGGCCACAGCGAGGAGAUCUCCUGUCUUGCUGUCACAAAUGAUGCACAGACAUUGGCAUCAGCAGCUGCAGGCAGUAAUGGUCGCAGAAGCCUCAUCUGCAUUUGGGACAUCCAGAGUGGAACUUGCCGUAAUACGAUGUCUUACCACACAGGGGCCGUACAAAGUCUGGCCUUCUCCAGGGAUGAUCGCUUCUUUCUCUCUGUUGGAGACUUCUCUGACCCAGAGGUGGCUCUGUGGAGCAGCAAGACCUUUCAGCUGCUGUCCAGUGUGAGUGUGUCAGGGCCGAUCCAUGAUGCAGCCUUCAGCCCCUCAGCAGCCAGCCAGCUGGCCUGCGUUGGCAGCCAAGGGGUUUACUUCUGUCUCCUCCACACUCAUGGCUCUGAUGUAGACCUCAAGGUCCAGAGGGUGAAAGCACCAGCAGAGUUGGGUGAUGUGGAGCUCACGGCUCUUUGCUACCACAUGGACUCCUUUCUCUUCACCGCCACCAACCGAGGACACGUUUGUGUCUGGGACAUAAACACACAGCGCUGCUUCAUGAGCUGGGAAGCUGAUGAGGGAGAGAUCGGAGCCCUGCUGUGCCGGGGGAACCGUCUGUUGACUGGCAGCAACACCCGCUGGUUGCGACUGUGGGGGGUAGAAGCUGUGCAGGGCUUGAAGCCUCAGGAAAAGGUCUGCAGUGGGGAAGACAGUGACAUCACAGUGGUGUUGGAGCAGGAGAUAAUGCUGGAUGGAACAACAGUCAGUGCAGCAUUUGACAACACAAUGGACAUGGGCAUUGUGGGCACCACAGCAGGAACCCUCUGGUACAUCAACUGGCCAGACAGCAGCAGUAUCCGGCUGGUCAGUGGACACAAGACGAAGGUGAAUGAUGUGGUGUUCAGCUCUGACGAGAGACAUUUUGCCACCUGCAGCGAGGACGGCAGCGUGAGAGUGUGGUCAGCUCCCAGCAAUGAACUGGUGGUGCAGUUUCAGGUGCUCAAUCAGGCCUGUGGCUGUGUAUGCUGGAGCCCUUCUUCCAGUACAGAGAGCACAUGUGUAGCUGCAGGAUACAGCGAUGGGACCCUGAGGAUCUUCCGCCUUUCUUCGUCAGAGAUGGAGAUGAAGCUGCAUCCCCAUCAAGUGGCUGUCUCUGCCAUCCAGUACUCGGCAAAUGGUCAUGUGAUCCUUUCAGCGGGGAAGAAUGGUCUGGUAGCUGUCAGCAGCCCAGUGAAUGGAGCGACUGUGCGUUUCAUCAGGGACCACAAAGGAGCACCCAUUACCACCAUCCAGUGUGUGAAUGAACAGUGUAAGAAUUUCGGACUGGAGGGGAACGAGAUGUGGUUGGCUGCCAGCGCUGACAGACGCGUUAGCGUUUGGGCUGCAGAUUGGUUGAAGGACAAAUGUGAUCUGCUUGACUGGCUGACCUUCCCUGCUCCUGCCUAUUUUGGGGAUGACAGCCCACCUCCCAGCCUGGCUGCCUUCUGCCCUGCUGACCCCAGCCUGGUGGUCUACACCGGCUACGGCGUUGACAAGGAACUGUCCUUCUACAGCCUGGCUAAAAAACAGAUAAUAAAAAAGAUUGCCCUGCCUGACUGGGCCACAUGCUUUAGCCUCUCCUGUAAGAGUCAGCUCAUAGCUGUGGGAUCAAAAGAGCGAGUGUUGAAGUUGAUCAACUCGACCAGCGGCAGGUUCCAGGACUUCCUGCAGCACAGCGACUCACUGCAGACGUGUCACUUCUCUCCCUCGGGGACGCUUCUUUUCACUGUAGCUUAUAAUGAGAUCCUGCUGUGGGAGGUGCAGGGCCUCUGAGGGCCUCAGAUCUGUUUUUAGAUUUAUCCCAAUUCACACAUGCCGAGCUUAUGUUGUCACUUGAUGUAAUUACAUUGUUCUGUAUUUAUUUUUUAUCAAUAUUUGAAGGGAAAUCAUAUUCAUUUGUGGAGACGCUUUGUGUAAGAUUUUCCACAUCUGAGUCUUUUUUUUUUUUGUUUUGCAUGUUCAGUCACUUCUAAUGUUUGACUAUUUAUUGUAGGGUUUGUUUUUUUUUUACUGUGAAUUAGAAUGCGUAUAAAUACUG
Plectropomus leopardus (leopard coralgrouper) is the source of this 6049-nucleotide messenger RNA. It is a transcript of the gene wdr90, whose product is annotated as WD repeat domain 90. Gene Ontology annotation, cellular component: centriole. The record is from RefSeq and is a predicted model, not a curated record. Gene Ontology annotation, molecular function: protein binding. NCBI's taxonomy places the organism in Eukaryota, Metazoa, Chordata, Actinopteri, Perciformes, Serranidae.